AUGAGGGCAUACGUACUGUUGUGGUCUUUCUUGAUAUCAUUAUGCUCAAUAAACUAUAAUGCCAACGUCUUUCCAGCCAAUGGCUAUUUGCUUGGCCAAGAGUGUUCCAUCUUGUUACAUUUGAAAAAUAACCUAAUAUUCAACCCUACAAUGUCCAAAAAGCUUACUCUUUGGAAUCGAAGUGAAGAUUGUUGCCAAUGGCAUGGGGUGACAUGCAACAAGGGCAUUGUGAUUGCCCUUGAUCUUAGUGAAGAGUCUAUCUCAGGAGGACUUGUAAAUUCAAGUGUUCUUUUCGAUCUUCAAAAUCUAGAAAGCUUGAAUUUGGCUUUCAAUAACUUCCGUUCAAUGAUUCCUUCAGAGUUAUACAAGUUGAAUAAUUUGAGAUAUUUGAACUUGUCUAAUGCUGGCUUUGAGGGGCAGAUUCCAUAUGAGAUUUCUCACCUCAAAAGGUUAGUAACUCUUGAUUUGUCUUCUACAUUUACCUCACAUCAUAGGCUGAAACUGGAGAAGCCAAAUAUUGCUAUGCUUUUGGAAAACCUUACGGAUAUCAUAGAAUUAUAUCUAGAUGGUGUAGAAAUAUAUGGCAAAGGACAAGAAUGGUGUCAUGCUUUAUCUUCAUUGCACAUGCUACGUGUUUUGAGCAUGUCAUCAUGCAAUCUCUCUGGACCUAUUGAUUCUUCAUUGGCAAAGCUUCUGUCACUCACCGUUCUAAAACUGAGCCAUAACAACAUGUCAAGCAUAGUGCCACAAUCCUUUGUAAAUUUCUCCAAUUUAGUCACACUACAACUUAGAAGUUGCGGCUUGAAUGGUUUCUUUCCAAAAGAUAUCUUCCAAAUACCAACCUUGAAGGUCCUUGACAUCUCAGACAAUAAAGAUCUUAGGGGUUCUUUGCCAAACUUUCAACCAAAUGGUUCUCUUCAUGACAUGAUUCUAAGCAAUACAAAUUUCUCAGGAAAGCUUCCAGGUGCAAUUUCCAAUUUAAAGCAGUUAUCUACAAUUGAUCUAUCUCAUUGCAAAUUUAAUGGAACACUUCCUAAUUCAAUGUCAGAACUCACCCAACUUGUUUAUCUGGAUUUGUCUUCUAAUAACUUUUCUGGUCCACUCCCUUCUUUUAAUAUGUCCAAAAAUAUGACAUAUUUAUCCCUCUUUAAUAAUCAUUUAAGUGGGGUGUUACCAUCAAGUCAUUUUGAAGGCCUUAAAAAUCUUGUCAGCAUUGAUUUAGGAUUUAACCUUUUCACUGGGAGUGUCCCUUCAUCUCUACUUAAACUCCCUUAUUUGAGAGAACUUAAACUUUCCUUUAAUCAACUCAAUGGUAUCUUGGAUGAGUUUGUGAUUGCCUCCCCUUUGUUAGAGAUGUUUGAUUUAGGGAGCAAUAAUUUGCAAGGGCCUAUACCUAUGUCUAUUUUUAAUCUUAGAACACUUCGUGUCAUUGAACUUAAAUCAAACAAGCUUAAUGGCACAAUACAAUUGGACAUGAUCCGUAGGCUGAGUAAUUUAACUACUUUAAGCCUCUCGCAUAACAAUUUGUCAGUUGAUAUAUACUCUAAAGAUGAUCGUGACUUGUCACCAUUUCCUGUUCUAAGAAAUCUAAUGUUGGCAUCUUGCAAGUUGAGAGGAAUCCCCAAUUUCUUGAGAAAUCAAUCCAAAUUACUACAUCUUGACCUAGCUAACAACGAGAUUGAAGGACCAAUACCUUAUUGGAUUUGGCAACUUGAAUAUCUUGUUAUCUUGAAUAUUUCAAAAAAUUUCCUAACAAAUUUGGAAGGAAAUGUUUCAAACUUGAAUUCAAACCUUUUGAUGGUUGAUCUUAGUUCCAACCAUUUGCAAGGGCCUUAUCCUUUCUUUCCAACGUUUGUAAAUUAUUUGGACUACUCAAAUAAUAGAUUCAACUCUGCCAUUCCACUUGACAUUGGAAAUCGUCUCCCUUUCAUAAUAUUGUUGUCUCUUUCAAAUAACAGUUUUCAAGGACAAAUCUCAGAAUCCUUUUGCAAUGCUUCAAGUCUUCGCUUGCUAGAUCUGUCUCACAAUAACUUUGUUGGAACGAUUCCCAAGUGUUUUGCUACGUUGAGUAGCACCUUAAGGGUGUUAAAUUUUGGUGGAAACAAACUUCAAGGUUAUAUUCCAAAUUCUCUCACAACUUCAUGUACUCUAAAGUUAUUGGAUGUAAAUGAUAAUCUUUUGGAGGGUACUAUUCCAAAAUCUUUAGCCAAUUGCCAGAAUCUGCAAGUCCUAAACCUUCGAAAAAAUUCAUUUUCUAGUGGAUUUCCGUGUUUCUUAAGUAAUAUUUCCACCUUGAGAAUCAUGGAUUUAAGAUUAAACAAACUUCACGGGUCAAUUAGAUGCCCUAGAAGUAGUGGUGAUUGGGAAAUGCUUCAUAUUGUUGAUCUAUCCUCUAAUAAUUUUAGUGGUGUGAUACCAAGGAUACUAUUGAAUAAUUGGAAAGCAAUGACGUAUGAUAAUGCCGAUGUUGAUCCAGAAUUUGGGCACUUAUUCAUUGAUAUCAUUGACCACUAUGAUCCCAAAAAUUAUGAAGAUUUAUUGUCACAUUUGGACAAAAAUAUUGUAGCAAAAUUAACUAAACUUGUUACAAACAUAUCUCGUUCCAUCCUUGACCAGGGAUCCUCUGAUGCUUAUGUAGUGGAUAUUUCUCGAUAUCAAAAUUCAAUUCUUAUUACCAACAAAGGUCAACAAAUGAAGUUGGACAGAAUCCAAAGGGCAUUCACUUAUGUGGAUAUGUCAAACAACCAUUUUGAGGGUCCAAUACCCAAUGAGCUAAUGCAGUUCAAGGCAAUGAAUGCUCUUAACUUGUCAAACAAUGCCCUCUCAGGUCAUAUCCCAUCAUCUAUUGGAAAUUUGAAGAAUCUUGAGUCUCUAGACUUAUCAAACAAUUCUUUCAAUGGAAAAAUUCCUACAGAGCUUGCAAGUCUAUCUUUCCUUGCAUAUUUGAAUCUCUCAUAUAAUCACUUGGUGGGGGAAAUUCCAAUGGGUACCCAAAUUCAAUCAUUUGAUGCUGAUUCCUUUGAAGGGAAUGAAGAGUUAUGUGGACCUCCAUUAACGCAUAAUUGCAACAAUGAUAAAGUGCCAACACAUGAAACACCUCAUUCACAUACUGAGAGUUCAAUUGAUUGGAAUUUAUUAAGUGCAGAGUUGGGAUUUAUUUUUGGCUUUGGAAUUUUCAUCCUCCCUCUUAUUUUCUGGAGUAGAUGGAGGUUGUGGUAUUCCAAACAAGUAGAAGAAAUGCUAUACAGGAUCAUCUCACGGCUUGAUUUUGCAUAUGAACACCGUGGAGGAAAGAGAUACAGAACUCUUAGGUGGAGGUACUGAAUUCUAAGUGUCAAAAUAAAGACUAAGCUCAUUAACCAUGUUGAACCCAAUGAUAAAGCAACAUAUAGUAAGUAGUUUCAAGAUGUUUUUAGUGGUU
Messenger RNA from Cajanus cajan (pigeon pea), 3421 nucleotides. Its product is annotated as receptor-like protein 7. NCBI's taxonomy places the organism in Eukaryota, Viridiplantae, Streptophyta, Magnoliopsida, Fabales, Fabaceae. Gene Ontology annotation, molecular function: protein binding. The record is from RefSeq and is a predicted model, not a curated record.